CUGAAACAACAAGAAGCGAGCACAGACACCUAACGUUUUGCAUAAACUCGUGCCAAAUAUAUUGAAUAUUGGCUCUAGGUCAGAACAUGUUUGUCAUGUACCUUCUGUUAACGUGGGUUUUACUGAUUUCAAAGUUGUCAUGUACCUCAACAGAAAAGUUGCCAGUUAUUAUCUGGCACGGGAUGGGCGAUCGAGGAACGGGUAUGGGUAUACUGCAGCUAGCUAAAGCGAUACAAGACGAAAUACCUGGAACAUAUGUCAAAUGCAUUACCACCAGCGACUCAGUAAUUCAGGAUAUUGAAGAUACAUAUUUCAUGCCGAUCAAUAAUCAACUGGAUUAUGUUUGUCGUAUGAUACAUGAAGAUAAAAACCUAUCUAAUGGUUUACACAUGAUUGGUAUAUCACAGGGUGGAUUAUUUGUCAGAGCGUUAGUUCAAAAAUGCAACUUAUCGAAAGUCGGCACAGUUGUUUCUAUUGGAGGACCUCAACAGGGUAUAUUUGGUAUACCAAAAUGCACUAUUGAUGGCUUUAUUCAUUUGUGUUUAUUAAUGAACGAGCUACUUUCAUAUGGAGCCUAUAUUAAAUUUAUUCAGAGCCACGUUGUUCAAGCUCAAUACUGGCAUGAUCCAUUGGAGGAAGAUGUUUAUCGCAAAUACUCUCAAUUUUUAGCUGAUAUUAAUCAGGAAAACGAAAUAAACGAAAUUUAUCGUGAAAAACUGAGAAAUAUUCAAAGACUAGUAUUGGUAAAGUUUUCAGGUGACACUAUUGUAAUCCCAAAAGAAUCUGAAUGGUUUGGAUUUUAUCAGAAUGGAUCAUCGACAAACAUAACAGCAUUACAGGACAGUAUUCUGUAUACUGAAGAUCGUCUAGGCCUCAGAGAACUUAAUAAAAGGGGUGAUUUACAUUUUAUUGAAAAAGAUGGUGAUCAUUUACAGUUUGAUGUGAAUUGGUUUAUUGAAAAGAUUGUUAUUGCUUUUCUGAAAUAAUUUCAAUUAAUAAAAUAUACACUACUUACUUCGUAAACUUUAGAGUAACAAUAAUAUUAUUUUUGACCAAUCAAUGAACACAAUUCACUGAACACAUAAAUCAUUCUUGAUUUUAACAUUUCAUUCAUAUUAAAUUUUCUGAAAUAAAGUUUCUAGUACAUCAUACACUUCAAUAAGUACUCAUUAAACUAAGAGGUUAUCUAUUCCAAAUGACAAUUAAAUUAUUAAAUAAUGACUGAAAUCAAACCAAAGCCUUCACUUAAAAUAUAAUGAUCACUCAAAA
Messenger RNA from Schistosoma margrebowiei, 1269 nucleotides. Lineage: Eukaryota; Metazoa; Platyhelminthes; Trematoda; Strigeidida; Schistosomatidae. The record is from the annotation of a GenBank genome assembly.